Pedinophyceae sp. YPF-701 is the source of this 4653-nucleotide messenger RNA. The record is from the annotation of a GenBank genome assembly. Lineage: Eukaryota; Viridiplantae; Chlorophyta; Pedinophyceae.
AUGGCGGGGGCGCGCGGCGGGAAGGUCAGGCAGGCCGCGCCUGGCGCCGCAGAAGUGGACAAGCAGGGAAAAAAGCAGACCAAUUUGGACUGCUUCGUGUUCCGCACGUCCGACGCCACUCAGCCGAACGUCUCCAUGAACGGACACCACACGCCGGACACGAACGGCGAGCCCAGCCCCGCGAACGGCAGCACGGCCAAGGCAGCGGAGCGGGCGUCCAACGCCAAGGUGGAGGUGCAGGCGGAGGUCUUGGACCAGGCGUGCAGCGGGGCGGCCGGGGCAAGCGCAGGAGCUCCCCAGGAGCCCAGUGCUGCACCCAAGCAGCGGUUCCCGCGCGCGGCGGCGCCGAAAAACCUGCGAUACGACAGCGACGAUGACGAGAGACCUCGCAAGUCAGCGCCGCGCCGCGAGGGCGAGAACAUUAUGCCGGAGGGCGCCGCCUGGGGGAAGCGCCCCGACGGAGGGAUCCCUCUGCCGGUCCCUGGGGAUGGUCGCUGCUCGCGUACGGGCGGGAAGGGGCCAUCCUACCGUUGCAAGAGGCCCACGUACCUCGACACGCGGUUCUGCCACCACCACUACUUCAACUACUACCUAAAAAGCAACAAAAACAACGUGCAUAAGAAAACAAUCAAGAACGAUGAUAAGGGCAAGGCGCCCGAACCCCGCGCCCAUGUGCCGGAAACACCUUCCACCUCCGCGGAGCAGGACCCCCCUGCUUCACCGCGCGCGGAGCCAACGCCGGCCGUCAAGCGCUCCCCGUCGCCGGAGCCGGCUGCCGCCGAGACUGCGGUGCCGCGACCCGCGAAGAAGGCUCGCAAGGCCGCGCCGCCCAAGCCCAAGCCGCGCCCCGCCGCUUGCUCCGACGAAGCCCACAUUCGCAACAUGGAGACUGCCGCGGACGACAUCGCCGCGAUCGUGGCGCCGCUCGACCCCGCGACGCUGGCGGGCCUCGCCGCGCCCCGCGCACCGGCGGCGGCGCCCCGCGCGCCCGCCAAGCGCGACCCGAUCGCGGCCCCGCUGCUCGCGGCGCUGGACGCCUUCGGCGCGAGCGUCAGGGGGAGUUCCGCGGCGUUGUAUCCGCGGGAGGUCGACGUGGCGCGCGUGGCGCCCGAGGCGCUCAUCGGGCGGCAGCUGCGCAUCCUGUGGGACGGCGACAAGGACGAGGAAGGCAACUUCAUGGACUCGUGGUACAUCGGCGAAGUGGUGGCGUUCGACCCUCUCAGCAUGUGCCAUGUGGUGCGCUACAGAGACGGCACGGCCGCGCCGCGGCCCGCGCUGCUGGUUGCGGACCGGUGCCGCGUGCUGCUCGCGCCGGGCGAGGAGCUCCCGGAGCCGGACGCGGAGACGGUGCGCAUGUACGGGCUGGCGUUGGCGGCGCUGGUGCACGUGGUUGCGUGCCGCGGGAAGCCCGAGCUCGCGGACGCGGUGGCGCGGAUGGUGCUGCGGUCGCCGGACGACCUCGUCGAGCACGUGCGCAGCAUGGCGGCCGCUGCGGCGGCACAGGACGGGGCGUUUGGCGCCAACACUGCGCGCGCUGCCGCUACCGCGCUGCUGCACUACCGCCGGGAGGGCGCGCUGCAGGAGAACGGGUGCUUGACGAUGCAGGGCUGUCCUGCGGGCGCUGCGGUGCCUCCGGAGGCGUCCGUGGACGCGAACGGCGACGGAACGCAGCAGAUUGCUCUCGACUACGACGACUGCAUGGGGGCCGCCGUGAUGAGCGACAUGCGCCAGAAGUCGAACGUGCUGCUGCACAUAGCUGCGCGGAUGGCCGAGGGGCAGGCCGUGUCGCUGUCGGAGUCGGUGCGCGCCGGGGACGUCCUGUCGCACCUGACUCCGGCGCUGCACGUGCCGCAGGGGGAGGUGUGUUGGGUGCGGGCGGUGAACUCCGGCGCGGACGAGUGCUGGUGGCCCGCGAUGGCGACGACGUGGGAGGACGCGCUCGGCGACCUGGACGACGAGGGCCCGGACCCGAACGGCGCGGAGUGCGUGGCGGUGCGGCGUUUCGGGAAACACGACGUGGUUCUGGCGGCGCGGGCGCUCCCGGGCGGCGACGGCGCGGGGUACGAGAUCGCGGACUUCGCGGCGGGCAUCGAGGCGGGCGCGCACCGCCCGCAGCUGCCGGAGGGGGGCGGGCUGAGCGCUGUGUUUGCCGCGGCGAUGCAAGAGGCGCUGGCGUAUCUGAGGGAGGGCAAGCUGCCGGAGGAGAUGGUGCCGGCGUCGGGGGACGAGUGGUGGCUGCAGCGGGACGAGCAGGAGCGGCAGCGCAUGAUGGCCGAGAUGGGCGGAGACGAGAACGCGCCGCUGCCGGAGAUCCCCGAACAAGGUCUGGAAAUCGACCCGACGCUUCGACUGCUGGCGCCCGGACGCAUCGAGUACCUCAUGCCGAUGUACCACACGCGGAAGCACAUCUUCCCCGUCGGGUACGCGGCCGAGCGGCUCGCGAAGCUGCCGUCGGCAGGCGGGCAGGAGGUGUGGUGCCGUUGCACGAUCGAGGACGGCGACGGCACGGCGCCGACGUUCCGCGUGGCGCCGCGCGGAGGCAAGAAGACGUACGAGGGGCCGUCGCCGCACGCGGCGUGGGAGGCCUGCCUGUCGGACGGGGGCAGCAAGGACAAGAGGAAGGGGGGAGUGAGGGUGCCGGAGGGGAAAGGGGCGUCGCUGUUCGGGCUCGAGGAGUACAUGGUUCGCCGGUUCUUCAAGGCGCUGCCGGGCGCGGAGCACCUGCACGGGCACCACGGCUGGCCGUCCGGCGUCGGCCCGAAGAUGGCGGAGAAGGGAUGUCCCGAAGUUGCGCGGGCGCGGGCGCUCAAGUCUGUGGCCAAGGCCCGCCUGCCCGACGGCGUGAAGCCGCGCGUGCUCACGCACGUCCGCGAGGGCCGGUGCAACGCGUGCGGCCUCGAGGAGGACCACGACUACAACAUGCUGCUCCAGUGCGACCGCUGUCGCUGCCAUGUGCACAUGCACUGCUACGGCCUCGUAGACUCCCCCCUGACGUCGCGGCCGUGGCUGUGCAACAGCUGCGCGGUCGUGGCGUCGUCAACGCCCGAGGCGCGCGAGGCAGCGGGCGUGUCGGACCUGGCGGACCCCCCAGCUUGCGCUCUCUGCCCGGGAGUAGGGGGGGUCAUGCGAGCGACCAGCUGCGGCCGCUGGGUGCACGUGGCGUGCGCCGCGUGGUUCACGGCGUGCACGCUUCCAAGCGGCUUCGCCGGGCCGGUGACGGUUCUCUGGGACUCCCGGCUGCUCCAGGACCAGCAGAACCUGCGGUGUUCCCUCUGCAGGAGCCCGCACGGCGCCUGCGUGCAAUGCAGCGGACAUGCCAAGUGCACCACGUCCUUCCACGCCACGUGCGCGAUGGAGGCCGGCCUCACGCUGGUCCGCGAGGAAGUCGUCGGCGGCGAGGGCAAGGACGCGAUCAUCUGGGGCGCGGGCGAGCACGCCAGCGCUGCAGACGCGAAACCGUGGGUGGCGCCGCCGACGUUGCUGCCGAGCGACGGCGCCGAGGCGCAGGACGCGCGGCGUGCGCGCCCGCGGCAGCCCGCCGGCACACCGUUCCAGGGCGCGCAGCUGAUGGGGUACUGCCGCAAGCACGACUGCCCCGGCAAGCCGGACAAGCUGCGUGCGUCUGGCGUGCCGUGCGGGCCCGGGGCGCUUUUGCGCCGCCGGUUCAUCGGCCGCGCGUCGGCGAACAUCCGGCACCUGGGCUCAACGUCGGGCCCGGUGAUCGGCACCGGCACGCGCGCGGAUCCGCCGGCGCCGGACCCGGAGUGUCCGCUCGUCGCGAAAUACCCCCCCUGCACCUAUGACGCACCUGACGUGGACGGGGGCUGUGCGCGGGCGGUCCCGUUCGACCACCGGCUCAAGCGCGGCUUCCGCGAGCCUGCCGCGCUCGCGCACGCGCUCCGGAAGCGGCAGUACGUGCGUCCGACGCCUUACUUGGAGGGUGGCGCGCGGCUGCCGGGGCACGACGGGUGGCUGGCGAUGCUGAACGCGACGUCGACGUGCACGACGGUCGAGGGCUCCGGAGCCACGGCGAAGCGCAGCACGGAGUGCUGCCUCGGUGGCGUGCCGCUGUCGGGCUCCGAUGCGGAUGCGUUGGCGACGCUGUCGCAGGAGGACGCGUUCAGGCGCCUGCAGCCGUCGAUCGGGAAGCGCCUGACUGCGGGCAAGAGCCUCAUCCACGGCACCGGUGCCUUCGCGAAAGCGCCCAUUCGCGCCGGCGAGCCUGUGUGCGAGUACGCGGGCGAGCUGGUGCGCGACGUCAUGGCGGAGGUGCGCGAGCGCAAGCUGUACGACCGCAUCGUCGGUGCGGGGACCUACGUCUUCAAGCUCGACGAGAGCGCGUGCGUGGACGCCACUCUCAGCGGGAACAUCGGCCACCUCCUCAACCACUCCUGCGACGUCAACUGCUACUCGCGGCCCAUCACGAUCGCGGGGAAGAACCACGUGGUGCUGUUUGCGCUCAGAGACAUUCGGAUCGGGGAGGAGCUGACGUACGACUAUCGGUUCGGGGGGCUGGAGAAGCUGCCGUGCUCGUGCGGGGCGCCGUGCUGCCGCGGGGUCGUGAACCGGCCGGACGACGACGGGUGGCCGCCCGCGGAGACCGAGGAGGCGCAGGGCGGCCAGGUGAAGUACUUGGGAACGUGCGUGCAGUGA